CUUCAACAGCAGAAGAAAAAGGCGGAGGAGAUCAGCAGCUUCCGGCGCACGUGGGAGAAGAAUAGAAUCAUGGCGCCAGGAGGGAAGAUAAACAGACCGAAAACGGAGCUCGGAAAGAAGCUCUUCAAGCGGCGCAGAGUUUUGGGUCGACAGAAGAAGAAGCAGAAUCAGAUCGUUGGAGCCGUGGUGGACCAGGGCCUCAUCACCACCCACCACCUGAAGAAGAGACGGUCCAGUCCCAGAGCCAACAUCACCCUUUCAGGGAAGAAGAGGAGGAAGCUGCUCAGGCAGCUGCAUUAUACGCUGCUGGAGAAGUCCUCCAUGGAAGUGGUACCAGCACCACAGAAGAAGCAGAACUCCUCUACAUCAUCAUCGUCAUCAGCUGCUCCUAAGAAGAAGAAGAAGAAGAAGAAGGAGGCGGGGUCUGGAUCCCAGGGUGACGUGGAGAUGGAGGAUAUGGAGUGAACCGAGGUCCGAUCUCAGCAGAUGUUCUUCAACAGAAACCAGAACCAGCUGCUGUGGAUCAAAGCAGCUUUUCCAGGGAUGCAUCUGUUUGGGUUCAUAUGAGGCACCGAGAACCAAAGCUGCAGAUUUAUUUCUGGUUCUGAGUGUAGAGACUGUCCACAACAUGAACUGACAGACAUUUUUACUGUUCCGCUGCUUUAAUUAAAGAAGUCCGAAUGCUACUCC
Molecule: messenger RNA, 690 nt
Organism: Cyprinodon variegatus (sheepshead minnow)
Lineage: Eukaryota; Metazoa; Chordata; Actinopteri; Cyprinodontiformes; Cyprinodontidae
Gene: cunh11orf98
Product: chromosome unknown open reading frame, human C11orf98
Exons: 4
Coding region: 70-465 (131 amino acids)
Source: RefSeq, a predicted model, not a curated record